This is a messenger RNA of Solanum dulcamara, 480 nucleotides long. RefSeq names its product protein NIM1-INTERACTING 2. The coding region runs from base 37 to 396 and encodes 119 amino acids. Lineage: Eukaryota; Viridiplantae; Streptophyta; Magnoliopsida; Solanales; Solanaceae. The transcript has a single exon. The record is from RefSeq and is a predicted model, not a curated record. Gene Ontology annotation, biological process: regulation of systemic acquired resistance.
UUUUAGUCUCGAGUCUUCGUCUACAUAAUUUCGUCAAUGGAAAGCGAAGGAGAAAAAAGAAAACCGGGUAACAACGACGUCGUUUCGACAUCCGCAACGAAGAAGCCGAAGGAGGAAACGGAAGAGUUAACGGAGGAGGUAGCGGAAGAGGAAGUGGAAGAAUUCUUCGCGAUAUUACGACGUAUACACGUCGCCGUUAAGUACUUCAACAAAGUUGACGGAGCUAGCACUAAUGGACGGAAAAUGACGGAGAAUAUCCAUAGUAAAUUCUCUGACGAUAUCGUCGGAGAUAAUGAAGAGAAAGAGAAAAAAAAAGAUGUUGAAGAAAAUAAUAAAGGUUUUGAUCUUAAUAUGGAGCCUAAUGAUCCUCAUGAUCAUGAGAAUAAUUCAAGUUGAUAAUAUAUCUUUUUUACGUUUUAUUGUCGAAUAAUUAAUAUUGUGAUUCUUUUUAAUAAUCAUCCGUUAUUUGAAAUUUACUGA